CGCCUCUUUACAUCGUGGAGCAUUCACGGAAGAUACGGCUCCUCUGAUUGGCGGACGUCGCUGUCGUCACCCGGAAGUUGACGGAGUGUUGUCAGUAGAAACCGGAAGUUGGCCGAGCUGCUGUAAUUUAAAAGGGGCCAUGGGCAACACGGAGAGCGUGGUGGUCCAGAAGAGGAUGGCCCGCUUCCGCCCUGAAGAGCGGCCUGUGGUGGAGGGGGUGUUCAACCGGCUCCAGGGGGGGGCGGGGGGCCCGGCAGGAGCCCCUGAGAAAACGCCAGCAGGGAAGACUCUCACACUUGAGAUGCUGCAGUCCUCGAUGGGCAGCCUGGCACCAGACUCCAUGAUUAAGAGAGUCUACCAGUGCUUGUGUGGCAUCGACCCAGGUCUGGCAUCGCCUGCAGCCUCUGGGAAGACGAGCUCCUCCGCUGCGUCUGGAGUCGGCCGUGAGCAGAUGGUCAUGUUCCUGGCUGACACCCUGCGGGGAACGGCGGAGGAACGGGCUCCUCUGGUCAUGGCCAUGUCCCGGCCUGGAGCAGAGGCAGCCGUCACACGUGAGCAGGUCGCAGAGUUCUUGCAGGACCUAAUCUCUGCUGUAGUUCAGAUUCUGGUCCACAGAGGGCGCCUGCAGGGCUGGAAGCCGGAGAGAAUGGGUGACGUCUCCCGGGGGGUCGAGCUCCUGGCAGAGCAGAUGUGUUCUGAACUCAAACCUGCAGAGGAAGGAGGUUGUGAUGUUUCCUGUCUGGAGGACUGGAUCUUCAGGGUCUCCCAGGUCUCCUUGUACCUGGAGCUGCUGGUAGCUGAAGGACUGAACGUGUCUCUGAGUGGACGGCCGGCCCCCACCCUCCUCCCCCCCUGCAGGGACACACCCUGGAAAGAUCUCAAGUGUCUCCUGGACCUUCCCACCAUCAUGUUUCUGGCCCCACAGUUGCCAGACAGCUACAGCGCCCCCUGGAGGCUUGUGUUUUCCACACAGCUGCACGGGGAGAGCUUCACCAGGAUGGUGAGCGGCCUGACGAAGCACGGCCCGACGCUGCUGCUGGUCAGAGACUCCAAGGGCCACGCGUUCGGGGGCUUCGCCUCCCACAGCUGGGACGUCAAGCCCCAGUUCCAGGGUGACUCCAGAUGCUUCCUGUUCACUGUGCUCCCCCGACUCAGAGUCUACACAGCAACAGGAUACAACCAGCACUUCAUGUACCUCAACCAGAAUCAGCAGACCAUGCCCAACGGACUGGGUAUGGGGGGGCAGCAUGGCUACUUCGGCCUGUGGCUGGAGAGGGACUUUGGCCGCGGUCACAGCCGGGCCCGACCCCGGUGCACCACGUACGGCAGCCCGCAGCUCUCCGGGGAGGAGGACUUCACCGUGGACUCAGUGGAGGUGUGGGCGGUCGGAAAACCCCCGGAACCCGAGGAGGACGAGGAGGUGGACGGAAAGAAGAAGAAGAGCGUCCUGGACGUGGACCCAGAGCUCCAGGCCAUGAUGGAGAUGUCGGGGAAGACGCUGCACAGUCAGGGCCUCAGGGAGCCGGAGGAGGACGACGAGCACUGAGGGCCAACGGGCCCCUGGUUCACCUGGGGAUUCGAUCAUUUUACAGAACUGUGUCACAUCCCAUCAGACUUAAAGACAAGAUGGUGCUGGCUCCACAAGACACUCUCACAAUGUAAACCAGGCUAAGCUAUGCUAAGCUAAGCUAAGUCCGAUCUGACGACUGAAAGGCUCCAGUGUGCAGGCGCCAAGCGGAUCAUCAGCGUGGACGUGUUUGAUUUCCACCUGCACUGUUAGAUAGAAGAAGACUGAAGAUUUCUCUUUAUAUAUAAUCUAUCUGUCAGAAAAGUGGGAGGGGCCUCAGUCAACCAGGAAGCACAGAAUCAAGAUCAUCACCUGAAGAUCGAAAUAAAAGAGUGAGAUUAUGGAUUAAACAUGUACAGGAUUUCUCCCUCUGUUUGUGUGAGUGUGAGUGUGAGUGUGAGUGUGUGCGUGUGCGUGUCCGUGUGUGUGUGCACUCCGUUGAUACCAAUAGAAUAAUAUAAACAGUUUCAGAGAUAUGUGUUUACUGUAUUAUACAUCUAUCACUACUGAUUGAAUAUUAUGGGUUGAGAAAGUACUUGAACAAAUUGAUCGUUAAUCGAUUAUAAAGAUUUAACAUAUUUAUGAUGUGUACUGUAGUUGUGCAUAUAUAUAAGUAUAUGAAAUAUAUAUAUAUACAUACAUUUGUAUAUGUACACACAUACACACAUACGUAAAUAGUGGAAGUAAUGGUGUGUAGUUCUGGUGUUGUGAUAUGAAACUGCAAUAUUAUAACAUUAUACUGGUGUUAAUAUAUGUGUGUGUGUGUGUGUGUGUGUGUCCGUGUCAACUUGUGUAGUUGUUUUAAUUAAAGUCUGGAGCUUCUUCCAAUUCA
This is a messenger RNA of Platichthys flesus (European flounder), 2399 nucleotides long. It is a transcript of the gene meak7, whose product is annotated as MTOR associated protein, eak-7 homolog. The record is from RefSeq and is a predicted model, not a curated record. The transcript has 9 exons. Lineage: Eukaryota; Metazoa; Chordata; Actinopteri; Pleuronectiformes; Pleuronectidae. Gene Ontology annotation, biological process: TOR signaling. Bases 140 to 1546 code for a protein of 468 amino acids.